AUGACAGACACAAGUGACAAGCAAUGGGCCAAGGCUUAUCUACUUGAUCCUUUAAACGAACCUGAACCAAACCAAGACACCGGUAUCGGCAACCUUUCAGCUCAAUUCCGCAGUUAUUCUCUAGAAAGCUCUAGCUCAACUUCAAGCAAAGGUCGUUCCGAGAGCAAAAACAAGCAUCGAUCAAGCCGUAAACAUCACGGAAGUUAUCCUACCCCACCCACUUCUGCCAGUCCAACUCGCGACAGCUUUCACUAUUCAAACCCAUUCUCAGACGCUGCAGCUUCGCGACGUGAAUCAUCUGUCCCUUCAGUCUCAAUCUCUCCACCAAACUCUCCUCCUGGCCCAAGUAAUAACCCAUUCACUAUUUCUUCGGUCAACCGUUCAGCCAGCGCCCGAGUUCCUGCCCAUCGCAGCCGACCUCAAGUCCAGCACAACCGCAGCUUCAGCGCCAACAACUGCGGAGUCUCCCGUCAGCGUUCACUGAACCAAAGAUACCCAGGCGACAUGUCUCACCGUCCUCUCGACAUCCUUAGAAAGGAGGCUCGCGCAGCUGAUCGUUCCCCUCAUCUGCGACGCAAGCAAAUGCCCAUGACUGAUACCAUUGAUGCCCUCGAUACUAUUGGUGGAACCUAUCAUCAUGGCGGUCCCUAUGACGCCACUCUCGCAAGCCGCAAUCGCAACAAGAAGUACUCGCCCGUCGCGGCUGUAGAGGAGUCUAACCGAGAAGCUCUCCGCGCGACACCAAGAGAAAACAUUCAAGACUCUCUCAAGAAAAAGAUGCCUCUUCAAGGCACUGCUGAUAUUCCCAACGGCGAGCGGGACUUUAGUGGAAACAUCAUCAACUAUGAGGAGGGUGCUGAUCUCAUGAGAGAACCCGACGCCACUGGUGGUGCAUACAAGCGUUGGGACGGUAUUCAAUACCAUCCUGAUGACCUCAAGGGCAAGGGUGAGCCUUCUUACACAUACGAGAAGGACCUCAAGGAACACAAGCGCAACCGUCGUGGUGGACCCGCCGAGUACGAGCUCUCUUCCAACAUGGGAACCAGCCAGCGCCCAGCUUUCACCCACAACCGAAGCUUCAGCGAGAGCCCCCGCACAACCCCCGAAUUCUCAAACGGCACCGACAUUCGUCGCAACAACUCUACAGGUCGUCACAAAUUGAGCGACGGUCUACGAAAGCGCUUCGGAAGCAUUCGACGCAAGAAGGCUAGCGAAGUUGAGUAA
Fusarium venenatum is the source of this 1224-nucleotide messenger RNA. RefSeq lists its product as uncharacterized. Gene Ontology annotation, cellular component: cytoplasm. The record is from RefSeq and is a predicted model, not a curated record. NCBI's taxonomy places the organism in Eukaryota, Fungi, Ascomycota, Sordariomycetes, Hypocreales, Nectriaceae.